This is a messenger RNA of Magallana angulata, 948 nucleotides long. RefSeq names its product histone H3.v1-like. The transcript has 8 exons. Lineage: Eukaryota; Metazoa; Mollusca; Bivalvia; Ostreida; Ostreidae. The coding region runs from base 8 to 409 and encodes 133 amino acids. The record is from RefSeq and is a predicted model, not a curated record.
AUUAGACAUGGAUAGAUGCAUUUGUGAGGAAAUCAGGGAGGUCAUCAACGACCUCAGACGAUGUAUAUUCAUCAUUGACAAUUUCCCGUGCCCUUUUCCCAUCAUACAUGGGAAAAGAACGGGGUCCCCUGACAGAAUUACAUCAACCCCAUUAAGAAACCCAGAUUUCGUCUGGGGUGCUGGGGCGGCACCACCAAACGCCCCAGCUAAAAAUCCCCAAGUUAUCGUCAUUAGUGACGACACCCUUCCCAGCCUUCACGAGAGCUGGUUUGAAACCAGUACCGAAAUAGAUUCGUCUAUUACAAUUGCGAAAGAGGACGAAGAAAAAGAAGAAAACGAGGAAAAGGAGGAAAAGGAGAAAACGGAGGAAGAGAAGGAAGAGGAGGAAGAGGAGGAAAAGAAAGAAUAGAAUGAGGAAAAUGGUUAGUAUUUGUUUUUUUUUUUAAUUUCCUUAUGAAAAAUAUUUGGCUGAUUUAAAACAAUUCGACUUGUUCAGAUUUACCAGAUUGAUUAAUAUCAUGCGUUUAUUACAUUUGAUAUUAAUGCACUUGUUUUCAUCCUCUUUUACAGCAUUGGAGAAUUAAGAAAAUUAAAGAAAACAACAAACCAAUGUAAAAAUAAAAUGAAGAAAAAACUUAAAUGUUGUGAUUUUUAAAGGUAAUUCCAAGCGUGAGGUUAAAACAUGCCAAUGGUUGGAUGCUAUGUGAUUGAUAGAAAUCAUGUGUAUUUUAAAAAUUAAAAUACAUAAGAUGUCAUUAUCAGUCAUUUAAUGUCCGAACUUCGGUAUGUGACCAUUUACCAAAAGUUACUGUGAUGUUUAUUCACAUUUUGCAUGGAUCUAAUGCAUUUUUUUCCCUCAACAAAAUCAUGUCAAUGCUUAGAGGUUAUGUGAUUGAUAUAAACCGUGUGUAUUUUUUCUUAAAUUAAAAAAUGCAUAAGGUGUCGUUA